AUGGGUAGAUCUUUGAAACAUCAUGAGCAGAAACUUUUGAAAAAAGUUGAUUUCUACGAUUGGAAACAAGACCAGGGUCAUCGGGAUACUCAAAUAUUGAGACAGUACCAUGUAACUAAUAGAGAAGAUUAUUUUAAAUAUAAUAAAAUUUGCGGCAACAUAAGGAAGUUGGCUCAUAAAUUAUCUUUAUUACCUCCAACCGAUCCAUUCCGUUUAAAACAUGAAAAAUUAAUAUUAGAUAAACUGUUUAACAUGGGGAUUUUGACAACAAAGUCUAAAAUAUCAGAUUUAGAAAAUAAAGUUAGUGUAAGUGCAUUUUGCCGUAGAAGGUUACCUGUUGUUAUGUUUAGAUUGAAAAUGGCACAAAGUAUUACUGAUGCUGUUAAAUUCAUUGAACAAGGACAUGUUCGUGUAGGUCCUGAUCUAAUUACUGAUCCAGCUUUUUUGGUAACUAAGAGUUUGGAAGAUUAUGUUACGUGGGUUGACACUUCAAAGAUAAAACAAACUGUAUUAAAAUACAGGAAUUCAAUUGAUGAUUUUAACUAUGCUUAA
Saccharomycodes ludwigii is the source of this 552-nucleotide messenger RNA. It is a transcript of the gene IMP3, whose product is annotated as snoRNA-binding rRNA-processing protein IMP3. The record is from RefSeq and is a predicted model, not a curated record. Gene Ontology annotation, biological process: rRNA processing. NCBI's taxonomy places the organism in Eukaryota, Fungi, Ascomycota, Saccharomycetes, Saccharomycodales, Saccharomycodaceae. The coding region runs from base 1 to 552 and encodes 183 amino acids. Gene Ontology annotation, molecular function: rRNA binding; structural constituent of ribosome; snoRNA binding. Gene Ontology annotation, cellular component: small-subunit processome; Mpp10 complex; small ribosomal subunit. The transcript has a single exon.